This is a messenger RNA of Menidia menidia (Atlantic silverside), 3645 nucleotides long. The record is from the annotation of a GenBank genome assembly. NCBI's taxonomy places the organism in Eukaryota, Metazoa, Chordata, Actinopteri, Atheriniformes, Atherinopsidae.
CAGCGUGCGUAGCAACCAUCGUUGCCUGGCAUUUUUGCACCUCCCACUGGCGGCAGCUGUAAAAUUCAACCAGUCAUAUCACUCCUUGUAAAGAAUUGGCCAAUAGGAGCUACUAUGGGUGUGUCUUCAACGUUCCUUGUUCCGUGUGGAAAGUUUACCGGCUCGGGUGCAAAGUUUCAGCCGUCUGCAAACUGGAGCUCGUCGGCAGACUUCUCUGAAAUAUGCUGGGGGUGGCCUCGGUGUACUAAAACGGUUAUUACAAUCUAGUAUCUUUUAAAAACGGACCGAGCGUUUGUCUUUACAUGUAGUCAAGUGUUGUUGUCAGAUAAGAGAGGCGUGACAGGACGCGGUUAGCAUUGAUCGUAUUGUCUUGGGCACCCAGCUAGCUUAACGUGAGUCCGUUAGCUUGGAGUUGAACCGAGGACCUAGUUCGCUGAUGCCCUGGUGAUUCGGACGACGACGCGGUGAGACUGUACCUCACGUUUAAUCUAAAAUUGAAACUGAGAGGACUCUGAUACAAGAAAAAAUGGCUUGCGAACCCAAUCGUGUGCGGCUGCUGUGCAUGCUCUCACUGACUUUUGGCUUCUUCAUCGUGGAAGUAGUGGUCAGUCGUAUGACUUCCUCUCUAUCAAUGCUGUCGGACUCCUUUCAUAUGCUCUCGGACGUUAUCGCGCUGGUCGUGGCCCUGGUGGCCGUGCGGUUCGCCGAGAAAACCCACGCGACCAACAAGAACACCUUCGGCUGGAUCCGGGCGGAGGUGAUGGGGGCUCUGGUGAACGCCGUCUUCCUCACGGCGCUGUGCUUCACCAUCAUCCUGGAGGCGGUGGAGCGCUUCACCGAGCCCCACGAGAUCGAAAGCCCCGAGGUGGUCGCUGGGGUGGGGGCCGCAGGGCUCCUGAUCAACCUGCUCGGGCUUUGCCUGUUCCGCGGACAUGCCGGCGGAGGCCACGGACACUCCCACGGUGGUCAUGGUCACUCUCACGGGAGUAAGAACAAGAGGGGGAAAACCGGGAAUGGCUCAGCCGGAGAGGAGACCAACAACCUUGUGGGGAAUCACAACAGCCCGGGUGAUGCCAGACCAAGGACCGACAUCAGCUGUAAAGACGGCACAGAGGUGCAGAUGAAUGGCAACACCCAUUUCGACGAGAUGGAGCAGGACUCCUCGUCGCAGCUCAACAUGCGCGGCGUCUUCCUGCACGUGCUGGGCGACGCCCUGGGCUCCGUCAUCGUGGUGGUCAACGCUCUGAUUUUCACCUUUGUGUGGAAGCCCUGCGACCCGGACGAGUUGUGCGUGAACACGUGUGUCAACAGCCACGCCACCGACCACCAGCACGUCAACCACACGCUGGUGGACCUGGAGGGCCUGGCCGUGUCCCACGCCGGGCCCUGCUGGGUGCUCUACCUGGACCCCACGCUGUGCGUCAUGAUGGUGUGCAUCCUGCUCUACACCACCUACCCGCUCCUCAAAGAGUCGGCGCUCAUCCUGCUGCAGACCGUGCCCAAGCAGAUCGACAUGCACCGGCUGAACGAGCGGCUGCUGGGCCUGGAGGGCGUCCUGGCCAUCCACGACCUGCACAUCUGGCAGCUGGCCGGAAGCCGCAUCAUCGCCACGGCCCACAUCAAGUGCCACGACCCCACCUCCUACAUGGACGUGGCCAAGCGCAUCAAGGACUUCUUCCACGACGAGGGCAUCCACGCCACCACCAUCCAGCCGGAGUUCGUCACCUUCAGCUCCGAGUCGCGGGACUCCCUGUGCGAGCUGUCCUGCCGGACUCAGUGCGCGCCCAAGCUGUGCUGCGGCACCGCGGACAAGAAGGCCGGUGGCGAGGGCCGGCCGGGGGCGGCGGCGCUGGAGGUGAUCAGCGAGGCCACCGAGCCGGUUCAGGUGAGGCCCCGGACUGAGGCCGAGGCCGCCAUCCCCAGAGAGGUGGAGUCGUCUCUGUGAGAUGGAGGGGGGGGGACGCACCGUAACAGAGGGGGGAACGGGAGGACCACCACUUUGGGCAAAGAAAAAAAUGCUGUCAUUUCCAGAAAGCUGUAUUCUUUUCCACCUGUUUUUGCCCUUCCUACAAACUUCUUUUUCCUGAUCUUUUAUUUUUUUUCUUUUUUGUUCCCCCCUUACACGCUCAACCAUUCCCCACAUUCGGCUACUUGAGCCUUUGUUUCUAUCCAUUUCCCCCCUUUCCACGCGCAUCCCGCCCGGCCCCUCUCUGCCCGGCCCCUCUCUGCCCGUCUGUGGCCCUGGCGGUUGGGUUAUGAUGCAUGUUGGGGUUCACGGACCUCAUCUCCUCCUGGACUGGAGCGAGGCCUGCAUGAGUGUCCCUCAUUAGCACCGUGUUGUGAUGUGCCAGCUCAUCCUAUGGUGUUUCCUGUGCCAAAGCUUCUCACUGCAGGACCGAAGGGAUAGAAGACAGCCUUUCUUCUAAGCGGACUGUUGGAGGACACAUCACUAGGUUGUGUAGUUUAGCCUCUCGGACCUCUCGGCAAAAAGUCUGCCGUCUUUUUGGUGUUUUUGCGUAGGCUGUGAGCAAACCUAUUUUCUUAUCCCCUGGCUGCAAGUGGAAUAGUAUUGUAUUGCUUCAUAAUUUAAGUAUUUAAGUUAUUAGAAAUGAUUUAUCCCCCCUUCUAGAUCUUGUUUGUAAUAUUUAGUUUGGAAGACACGGAAAGAUUUUUGCAAUUUCUCUGUCUGAAUUUUUGAGACAGAUCAUCUAUGCUGUAGGUUGUGUUUUUUUUUUCCGAAUGUGAUGGUUUUUAUAAUGAUUUCGUUUUUCAUACUCUGCUCUGGCCUUGACUCGGUCUAGAUGGCGGUCGCCGGUUGGACACAAAGGCCGCGUGGACAGCUCUCACCUUGCCUGUUAAACAAAGCGCUGCGGUUCGCCGCCACGCCACGGCCACCUAAUUAAAAACUUCAUUCACAAGUUAGUCGCCUUUUUCAAGCCGGAGGGCCAGGGAGGAAAUUAGCACUGUACGCCAAUAAUGAAACACUCUUCUCUUCACGAGCCCGUACUGGAAAGCUUUCUCGUGUUGGUCGGUUCUCGCUCCAAAAUCCUCGUGAAUGUGUUCGGCACCUUGAAUACGGCCCAUGCUGAGGGAGUCUUUGUAUUUUCAGGACUCUCAACCAUAUUUACACGACCAAACUGAGACCUGAUGUUCAACAUUUAAAAGCUCCACCAAGAGCUCUUGUUGCUGCUUACCAGCUCCUACUGGUAUCCUUUGAUAUAUCUCAUGACUGUAGGGAAUGACUCAUCAUAUAGCUCGCCUGCCCUCUGCUCUGGGCAGCUGAGCAGACUGUUUGCUGAAUUAAAGUCCAUACGGUGGCCUUUGAAAUUGUACAACAUUCCCCUUGUCAGCACAUAUAUCAUCUACAGUCAGUGCAUUUCAGAUUUUCACUCUAUUAAACGUGUAUGCAAUAUUGAAAUGUGUGCUGGGAAAUGUACUUUUCUUUAUUUGUAAUGUUUGGUCACUUUUAUUCUGUCUUUUAUGACUUGAGCUCUGUGUGCAGAUUGUUUUUUUAUUUUAGAUAUGACAUGUCAGCUGGUGUUUUUGAUAUAUAUACAUAUAUAUAUAUAUAUCUCCACAGUACCUGUUCAAUAAGUCAUUGUGAAAUAAAAACAAUGUGGCUGUUUAUUACAGCUUAAUAACCCA